AUGGGUGUUUCUACAAAAUGGCUUCCUGCAUUGCUUCUUCUUCUCAGCAUUCUCUUCCAUUUGAGUGCAAUUACCUUUGGAGAUUUCGAAGAAGAGAGUAGGUUUGGCGGGCCUGUUGGCAGGCGGUUUGGCGGUGGCCGGGGCGGUGGUCUAGGGGGAGGGUUUGGCGCCGGGGGUGGUGCGGGUGGUGGUGUGGGUGGUGGAGCUGGUGGGGGCGGUGGCUUUGGUGGCGGUGGAGGGGGUGGUGUUGGUGGUGGUGCUGGUCAUGGAGGUGGGUUCGGAGCGGGAGGUGGUGUAGGAGGCGGUGCAGGUGGUGGUGUUGGAGGGGGUGGUGGUUUCGGGGGAGGUGGCGGUGGCGGAUUGGGUGGUGGGUCCGGUCAUGGUGGAGGGUUUGGAGCGGGUGGUGGUGUAGGUGGCGGUGCUGGCGGUGGAAUUGGUGGUGGAGGUGGUGCUGGUGGCGGUGGAGGUGGUGGCAUUGGAGGUGGGUCCGGUCAUGGUGGUGGGUUCGGAGCGGGUGGUGGCCUAGGAGGGGGUGCAGGUGGUGGUGUUGGAGGGGGCGGUGGUUUCGGUGGUGGUGGUGGCGGAGGAGCUGGUGGAGGCGGUGGCAUUGGAGGUGGGUCCGGGCAUGGUGGUGGAUUCGGAGUGGGUGGUGGCGUAGGAGGGGGUGCGGGUGGUGGUGUUGGAGGGGGCGGUGGUUUUGGUGGUGGUGGUGGCGGAGGAGCUGGUGGAGGGUCUGGACACGGCGGAGGAUUUGGUGCCGGUGGUGGCGUAGGAGGUGGUGCAGGUGGUGGUGUUGGCGGCAGUGGAGGCUUUGGAGGGGGUGGAGGUGGUGGUGCAGGUGGAGGUGGCGGCCGUUAA
Molecule: messenger RNA, 858 nt
Organism: Magnolia sinica
Lineage: Eukaryota; Viridiplantae; Streptophyta; Magnoliopsida; Magnoliales; Magnoliaceae
Product: glycine-rich cell wall structural protein 1-like
Exons: 1
Coding region: 1-858 (285 amino acids)
Source: RefSeq, a predicted model, not a curated record